Mauremys mutica (yellowpond turtle) is the source of this 1338-nucleotide messenger RNA. RefSeq names its product gastricsin-like. Lineage: Eukaryota; Metazoa; Chordata; Testudines; Geoemydidae. The coding region runs from base 105 to 1241 and encodes 378 amino acids. Gene Ontology annotation, biological process: proteolysis. Gene Ontology annotation, molecular function: aspartic-type endopeptidase activity. The transcript has 9 exons. The record is from RefSeq and is a predicted model, not a curated record.
AAUCAAUGGAGGUAGCUGGGGCAUCAGGAGCAGAUGGUUUAAGAGAUGCUCUUGAGGUCUGAGCAGGACCCAGUUGCAGCCAAUAGAACAAACCUGUUUCAGGAAUGGAGCUGGUUCAUGAACUGCCCAGACUGACCCUCAAGAAAGGUAAGACUAUCCGAGAGGUAAUGAAGGAGAAGGGAGUGCUGGUGGAAUAUCUGAAGCACCACAAAAUCGAUCCAGCCAGCAAGUACCAUUUCAAUGAGUACAAUGUUGCUUUUGAACCAAUGGCGUAUAUGGAUGCAUCCUACUAUGGGGAGAUCAGUAUUGGAACCCCGCCCCAGAACUUCCUGGUGCUCUUCGACACCGGCUCAUCCAACCUGUGGGUGCCCUCGACAUACUGCCAGAGCCAGGCCUGCAGCAACCAUGCAAGAUUCAACCCCAGCCAGUCCUCCACCUACUCAUCCAACGGGCAGACCUUCUCCUUGCAGUAUGGCAGUGGCAGUCUCACUGGGUUUUUCGGCUAUGACACCAUGACACUCCAGAACAUCGCUGUCACCAACCAGGAGUUCGGUCUGAGUGAAAACGAGCCUGGCACCAACUUCAUUUAUGCUCAGUUUGAUGGCAUUCUGGGUAUGGCUUACCCUAGCCUGGCGGUAGGAGGCGCUACCACUGCUUUGCAAGGGAUGCUGCAGGAAAACCUGCUUUCUCAGCCAAUCUUCAGUUUCUAUCUGAGCAGCCAGCCAAGCUCUCAAUACGGUGGGGAGGUCGUUUUUGGAGGAGUAGACAGCAGCCUUUAUUCCGGGCAGAUCUACUGGGCUCCCGUCACUCAAGAGCUGUACUGGCAGAUCGGCAUUGAUGAGUUCGCCAUCGGUGGACAGGCAACAGGCUGGUGCAGCCAGGGCUGCCAGGCCAUUGUGGAUACAGGAACCUCCCUCCUCACCGUCCCACAGCAGCUCAUGAGCACCUUCCUGCAGGAUGUAGGUGCUCAGGAGAAUGAGUACGGCGAGUAUGUGGUUGACUGCAGCAGUGUCCAGAGCUUGCCCACCAUUUCCUUCACCAUCAAUGGAGUUUCAUUUCCUCUGCCUCCCUCGGCCUACAUCCUCAGCAACAAUGGUUACUGCUCCGUUGGGGUUGAGCCCACGUACCUGCCUUCCCAGAACGGGCAGCCCCUCUGGAUCCUGGGAGACGUCUUCCUCAGGCAGUACUACUCCGUCUACGACAUGGGCAACAACAGAAUCGGUUUUGCUGCCGUUGCCUAGACCUCCAGAUCAUCACUUGAGCUGGGCUGGGCAGCUUGUCUGUUUUUUCCCACACACUUCAGUUCCUGUGGACGGAUCCUUCUGAACUAACCUUCCU